This is a messenger RNA of Orbilia oligospora ATCC 24927, 3570 nucleotides long. RefSeq lists its product as uncharacterized. Gene Ontology annotation, molecular function: phosphorelay sensor kinase activity. The record is from RefSeq and is a predicted model, not a curated record. Bases 1 to 3570 code for a protein of 1189 amino acids. Gene Ontology annotation, biological process: phosphorelay signal transduction system; phosphorylation. Lineage: Eukaryota; Fungi; Ascomycota; Orbiliomycetes; Orbiliales; Orbiliaceae. The transcript is spliced from 15 exons.
AUGGGGUUUGCUUACCACGACUACCUUGUGGAGUUCAUUCGAACGGAUGCCCGUCCUACCUUCAUUUUAGGCAGCGCCUCUGAAGCUAUCGUAUACACAAACUUUGCUUUUGAUAAGCUGCUCGGCGGCAGUCACGAUGGGCUGCUCGGCGUCAUUAGAUCAGCAAUCGGAGACGAGACAUCCGCUCUAGAACCUGAACAUUUACAGCUACAAACCUCUUUCCGGAGUUAUCAACUGAUCCUACGGAAGAUUGCUUUAAAUGGCAGCAGAGGUGGUUGUUAUGUCGGGGUCCUUGAAGCUACAUCCCUUCCAAAUCCAGAUCGAGAUACAGAUCCAAUCGCCGAUGGCAAACAAAGCAGCCCCGCAUCAUCGUCAACCCUAUCACCGCUGACUAUCAACCCGAGUGUCAAUGCCAGUGAUAAUGCCGGCCAUAAAACAUUCCGCUCGCUUUCCAUGCUAGCAAUCACCCAUACUCUCUCUCAGGCACAAGAAGCAGUGAUACGGGCCCAUGGCGGGUCUCUUCCUUCUCUUGAUUGGACCGUGCCGGAAUGUCCAAUACCAUUUGGUGAAGCUCGAAAGCACUUUAAUUUACUCCAUUCAAUCGAUUGGGGAAAUACGGCUGUUGGGCCCAUGAACUCAUGGUCAACGUCUCUGCGAACAGCUAUAAAUACAAUAAUGUAUAUGACCCAGCCAAUUGUACUGUACGCCGGCUAUGAUUAUAUCAAUAUUUACAAUUUAGCAUGGGGUCUGCAAGUCGCACAGGAACGCCAUCCAUAUAUAAUGGGUAAAACAGUCCCUGUAGCAUGGCCUGAAGGUCAUGAAUAUCUUGUCCCUUUAAUCGACAAAACACUGCUCGGCGAAACAGUCAUAAGAGAGGCCGCACUGUUUUAUCUGAACAAGUCAGUCCCUGGAGAAGAGUCAUACGUCAGCUUUAUAUUAUCACCGGCUAUCGAUGAUCAAGGUUUCUACCUGGGAACCUUCGCCUACGCGGUCUUCGAAACGGACAGCAUAAUUAAAAAGCGGCAUACAAAGAGUCUACAGAUACUCGGUUCAAAACUCGUCCAAGUCAAAGAACUAGGGCACCAAGGUGGUUUUUGGAGUGCUAUCCUCGAUGCAUUAGAUGAGACACCUCGCGAUUCACCAUUUGUAAUUCUCUACUGCGUUUCAGAAGAUGGACGACGCUGCGAAUAUGUGGGAAGCCGAGGUCUCGAUCCUAAAGUUUGUGGCAACAUUGAUUUUGACGCGCUUGGACACACCAAGUCCCAAGUAUUCCGGGAACGUCUAAUACACACAUACGGACAAGCAAAAACCACAAUCAGGGAACCGCUUUCCAUAUUUGAACAGAACAGCCUACACGGGAUGCCAUAUCGUGGAUUUGGUAUGUGUCAAGAUGCGAUAACAUUACCAAUUCGUAAACAUUCUGGAAUGGCCCAAGCGUUUCUUAUCAUCGGGCAAAACCAUCGAAGACCAUAUGAUUCAACAUAUCAAGAAUGGCUAAACGGGUUUCAAAGCAUCAUUUCAACGUCAGUGGCCAAAAUAUGGAGCGUCAAAGACGAGGAGCGGCUCUUGCUUGAAAGCAAGCUCGCAGAGAUGGCAAGAGCUCAUAGUCUUAAGAUAACUCAAACUCUGGAUAAAAAAACCAAGGAGUUAAGAGAGAGCGAGACUCUAUUCACCAGGACUGCAGAAAGUGUUCCCGUCGGACUCGUUUGUAUCAACAAUGACGGGCAAAUCAUAUUUGCAAACGAUGCAUGGUGGCGCAUAUGCGGCAUGGAUCGGAGCGGUGGUCCCGAUGUCUGGGACAAAUAUAUUUACGUCGAAGAUCGCGAACGUAUCGUAGCUUUAUUCGACAAACUCGUGGAAGAGCGUGGGAGCAUGGCAGAAGAGUUUCGUUUCGGGAACGACUCGAGGCCUGGCAGUCGAGGGUUUACUACAUGGUGCAGGAACUCUAUUCACCCUUCCUACGACGACGACGGGAAUUUUACGGGGUGGUUUGGUACACUGGUCGACAUCACGAGUAUCAAACUAGCGGAGGAAUACCAACGAGAAUUAACUGCAGAGGCCGUAGAACGGAAGCGGCAGCAAGACAAUUUCAUCGAUGUGUAUGUUAUGAAAACAAGCCAUGAAUUACGGAAUCCACUUUCUGCUAUCCUACAAUCAGCAGAUGAAAUACAGAUGACCUUGGAUGCAUUAAUAGAUAUUGAUGCCGACCCGGCUGCUCUCGCUGCAAUACAAGAAGCUGCAGAAACCAUUCUCGCUUGUGGAGAGCAUCAAAAGAAAAUCAUUGAUGACAUUCUCAAUUUGUCAAAGCUCGAUGCCGGGCUUUUGACAGUAGACCCUGUACCCGCGCAACCCCAUGAUAUAAUUCGGCGUGGGAUGAGAAUAUUCGUCCCAGAACUGAAGAGCAAGGGAAUUACCGCGCAGUUCACCCUGUCCGACAACUUUGUCGCUGAUUGUAUGCGAGACUGGUGGAUGGUUGACCCAGCUCGCCUAAUGCAAGUCUUAAUCAACCUUGUUACCAACGCUAUCAAAUUCACAAGCCAGAAGAACGGUGCAAAGGAAAUAUGUGUGGCUCUCGACUCGUCUAAAGUCCGGCCUUCAUUCACGGACAACUUUCUAGAUGAAGUAAAUACUCCAAGUAGUGAGCCCAGCCUUAUCACGAGCAAUGAAAAAAACCACCCCACUUUUUCGGAAAACGGGAUGUACAUGUUAGUACAUGUCAGAGAUACUGGUAUUGGGAUAUCCAACGAGAUGCAGGCUGUCCUUGGACAACGAUUUCACCAGGCACCCAAAACUCAUGUUUCAUAUGGCGGUUCGGGUCUCGGAUUAUUCAUUGCGCGACGGCUAUGUUUUCUCCUCGGUGGUGAACUUCACUUCGACUCAGACUUGGGAGUGGGGAGCACGUUCUCUUUCUUUUUCCAUGCCCAGAGAACGGAUCCCCCUACUACCCACAAUAUCGUAUCGACGCCUAAUGAGCCUGUGAAACGGACGUAUUCGUUUGGUAGUGACAUCAAGUCUGCGGCAGAAGAUUUCAUCUCAACCCCUCGCCGGCCGUCUAAGCCACCACCUGUGAAGAUACAAAAGGUUGCAGACCGCAAACCAUCAAGUAAAAGGCCAAGGCUCGGUGACGGAUACCGUGUCCUGGUUGUGGAGGAUAAUAUAUUGAAUCAAAAGAUUCUGAGAAAACAACUUGCAGCACAAGGAUGUGAGACAGUAACUGCUAACAACGGUGAAGAAGCUCUUGAGCUGCUCAAGGCGGGUGGAAAGUUUACGAUUGUAUUGAUGGAUAUGGAAAUGCCCGUAAUGGAUGGCGCGACGGCCACAGGAUUGAUCCGCGAAUACGAAGCAGGGGCCGGUGGCCAUGUCCCCAUCAUAGGAACAUCCGCGAAUGCUCGAUUUGAGCAGGUUCAAUUUAUGAUAAACGCUGGCAUGGAUGAUGUGAUCACAAAACCGUUCCUAAUCUUAGAUUUGAUGGAAAAGAUACGGCAAGUUCUCCAUCGAUUCCCGCCAUCAAUGUUAAUGAACGAGACACCACUGUCGCCCAGACAACUACCGUCAUCGCCCAGAUAUUAG